Mercenaria mercenaria is the source of this 519-nucleotide messenger RNA. RefSeq lists its product as uncharacterized. Bases 1 to 519 code for a protein of 172 amino acids. The record is from RefSeq and is a predicted model, not a curated record. The transcript has a single exon. NCBI's taxonomy places the organism in Eukaryota, Metazoa, Mollusca, Bivalvia, Venerida, Veneridae.
AUGUUAAUCUUAACACAAGGAAGUAAUUCAAGUGGGAUGAAAUGCGUUUCGAAACUAGAUGACGCUGUUUCCAUUAAGCCUGAGUUAGAGGAUUUCUGGAAAUUAGAAGCAUUAGGGAUAACAGAUAUGCCUGAAAGGUCGGAUGAUUACGCAGCCAUUGCUAAUUUUAAAGAAACCAUUAAGUUUGAAGAUGGGAGAUAUGCAGUAACUUGGCCAUGGAGGAACGAAUUUCCUGACUUGUCGGAGAAUAGAGGAAUGGCACUUGGAAGACUCCGUUCACUUUCAGGAAAACUUCGGAAACAACCAGAUUUAUUGCAAAGGUAUGACAAUAAUAUAAGGGAUCAGUGUGAGAAAGGUAUAAUAGAGAAAGUUGACAGAAACCAAGCUGAUGGAAUGAAACAUUAUAUUCCACAUCAUGUGGUUGUGAAACCAGAUAAUUCCACUACAGAGUUACGUGUUGUGUACGACGCUUCGGCAAAGACAAGGAAAGAACACAAAAGUCUGAAUGAAAAUUUAUAG